This is a messenger RNA of Cannabis sativa, 2203 nucleotides long. Its product is annotated as ATP sulfurylase 2. The record is from RefSeq and is a predicted model, not a curated record. The transcript has 5 exons. Bases 452 to 1918 code for a protein of 488 amino acids. Gene Ontology annotation, biological process: sulfate assimilation. Gene Ontology annotation, molecular function: adenylylsulfate kinase activity; sulfate adenylyltransferase (ATP) activity. Lineage: Eukaryota; Viridiplantae; Streptophyta; Magnoliopsida; Rosales; Cannabaceae.
GGGGGCAAACAGGCCCACAAAGAAAGCAAAAUGAAGAGUAGUAGUAGACUUCUAUCCUUCCUACACUGGUCCCCAUUCCCCAAAGCCAAAGGAAAGGGUAGCUUUAAUAAGAUAGAUAGAGAGAGCAUAUAAGCAGUGAGUAGCCUCCACAAACUCAAUGAAAGUGAAUUGAAAGCCACAUAGGACCAACCAGGUUAGCUAAUGACUAAUGUGUGGAUGUGUUUGUGUCCAUUGUGGUGAACUCAGCCACAGCCUCAGCCUCAGCCUCAGCCUCACCCUCACCCUCAGUUGUUUCCUUUACUAUUUAGUACUAAUAUUAGAACCGUUUCCAACAUGUUCGCACAGUUUAGAGGUCAUCCUCCACAACUCUCUCAAUUGUACCGGAUCUCUCUACUCUUUCUCCACCAACUCUAUUCCCCUAACACCCAUAUUAUUAUAAUCAAGUUCAACCAUGUCUCUCACCAUUAAGCUUCAUCUCAUUACUUCUCACUCUCAUCAUCUCAACCUCAACUUUCAUACUCUCAACCACCACCCAACAAAGUUCACUUCUUUUAACCCCAACAUUCGAUCCAAAUCCAUUUACCAUUCCGACCCAUUAGUCUCCAUCGUCUAUAACACCAAACCCAGGAUGCAUUCUCCGUCUCGGUCGGUUCAGGCUCCGAUCAAGAGCUCUCUAAUUGAUCCCGAUGGUGGGAAGCUUGUUGACCUUGUGAUUCCCGAGAGUGAACGAGCUUCCAGGGUUUUAGAGGCUCAGGCUCUACCCAAGGUGAGUCUCAGUAAGAUUGAUUUCGAAUGGGUUCAUGUGAUCAGCGAAGGAUGGGCUAGCCCAUUGAAGGGGUUCAUGAGGGAAGAUGAGUAUUUGCAGAGUUUGCAUUUCAAUUCACUCAGAAUGAAAGAUGGGUCUGUGGUGAAUAUGUCGCUUCCUAUUGUGUUGGCCAUUGAUGACGAGACCAAGGAGCGAAUUGGGUCUUCGACCAAUGUGGGGUUGGUAGGCCCUAAUGGAGAUUUGAUUGCUAUUCUACGAAGCAUUGAAAUAUACAAGCAUAACAAAGAAGAAAGGAUAGCAAGAACCUGGGGUACCACAGCUCCGGGAUUGCCUUAUGUUGAGGAGGUUAUUACUUCUGCUGGAAAUUGGCUUAUCGGUGGAGAUUUGGAAGUGUUAGAGCCCAUAAAGUAUAAUGACGGCCUUGAUAACUAUAGACUCUCUCCUCAACAACUCAGGAAAGAAUUUGAUAGCCGUCAGGCUGAUGCAGUAUUUGCUUUCCAGUUAAGGAAUCCUGUCCACAAUGGCCAUGCUCUGUUAAUGAAUGACACACGCAGACGCCUUUUAGAAAUGGGCUACAAGAACCCAAUCUUAUUGCUUCAUCCUUUGGGAGGCUUCACAAAGGCUGAUGACGUGCCCCUGGAUGUUCGGAUGGAGCAACAUAGCAAGGUUCUGGAAGAUGGAAUUCUUGAUCCUGAAACUACAAUCGUCGCUAUAUUUCCAUCUCCUAUGCAUUAUGCAGGCCCCACUGAAGUUCAAUGGCAUGCUAAAGCAAGGAUAAAUGCUGGUGCAAAUUUUUACAUUGUGGGUCGGGAUCCUGCAGGUAUGGGUCACCCAACAGAGAACAGGGAUUUAUAUGAUCCUGAUCAUGGGAAAAAGGUUCUAAGUAUGGCUCCUGGACUUGAGAAGCUAAAUAUAUUGCCAUUCAGAGUUGCCGCAUAUGACACUGUACAUAAGAAGAUGGCGUUUUUCGAUCCUUCGCGUGCUAAAGAAUUUCUAUUUAUCUCGGGAACCAAGAUGCGGAAUUUUGCCAAGACUGGGGAGAACCCACCAGACGGUUUCAUGUGCCCUGGAGGAUGGAAGGUUCUCGUCAACUAUUACGAGAGCUUGCAAACAGAAGAGGGAUCACAGCAGGCAGCUGUUUUAUCUGCUUAGAUAAGUAUUGGAAUUUCAGUUCUAAUAAAAUAGGAGAGUCUAAAGCGGUUAAUUGAAGCAAUGAAUAAUUAAAGGUUGUGCACAAAGCCAUAUUGUAACUGAGCAAGUACAAGGAUGUUGUAACUUAAAUUAGUUCUCUGUUAGGCUUUUCAUAUAUAAUGAAACCAGGUUUUGUUUGCCAAUGUUUGUAAAAGAAAAAUGUAUUGAAUAUUUUUUGGUUCAUUAUCUUAGAAUAUUCAAUUUAAUUAAUGUAUGCAAUGAAAAUGAAGCUGUGUGUUGAUAAAA